Messenger RNA from Solanum stenotomum, 1007 nucleotides. RefSeq names its product NDR1/HIN1-like protein 1. The record is from RefSeq and is a predicted model, not a curated record. Bases 140 to 775 code for a protein of 211 amino acids. NCBI's taxonomy places the organism in Eukaryota, Viridiplantae, Streptophyta, Magnoliopsida, Solanales, Solanaceae. Gene Ontology annotation, biological process: defense response to other organism. The transcript has a single exon.
UACUUUACUCACCUCUCUCUAUCUAUAUAGUCAAUCAAUUCCCAUCUCCCUUCCCUUUUCAUUUCUCCUACACAAACCACUCUCAACAACCUCUCCUCCUCCCUCUAUCAUCACAACUAUCACCACUAGCACCACCGACAUGUCGGAUAAAAAGUGUAGCCACCACAAGAGCAAGAAGAAGAAGCUAAUCCAACGUUGUUGUGCUGGAUUCCUUAUCUUCCUCUUCUUAGCUCUUCUCAUUAUCCUCAUAGUAUGGGCUAUACUUCAGCCUAAAAAACCUCGUUUCAUCCUCCAAGACACAACUAUCUUCACCUUCAACGUGUCCGCCCCGAACAUCUUCUCAACCUCUAUCCAAACCACAAUAUACGCACGUAACCCUAAUAGCAAAAUCGGAAUUUAUUAUGAUAACAUGGAUAUAUACGCUAUGUAUCAUAAUCAACAAAUCACGUAUUACACUCAAAUACCCCCGGUGUAUCAAGGCCAUAAGGACGUUAACAUAUGGUCCCCAUUUGUUUACGGGAAUAACAUCCCGAUCGCCCCGUAUAACGGGCCGGGCCUGUCAGAAGAUCAACAAAACGGGGGCGUUUGGUUGGAUUUUAAGAUUGAUGGGCGUGUAAAGUGGAAAGUGGGGUCCAUAACAACGGGCCAUUACCAUUUACAUGUCACGUGCUCUGCAUACGUGCCACUCGGUGAUCGGCCCGGUUACGGAGGGGUUAUGGUUGGAAAUAACGCCGUUAAGUAUCAACUAGCUCGGGAUUGCUCCGUCAGCGUUUGAAGUAACGGCCGUCAAGUUUGUUUUGAAUUCUCUUUUCUUAUUUAAAAAUCUAUUUUUACUUCUUUUUUCUUAAUAAAUGUUUUGUUCCUUUAUAGUUGAUGAAAUUGUAUAUUUUGCUAAAAAAAAAAAAUUAAAAAUGGAGGAUAAAUCGGAUAUAUAGGGGAAUCCAUAAUCUUGUUACAAGUUGUAAUUUAAUUACUACAAUAUUAUAUAUUAUAUUAUUGUUUUGUUU